AUGUGGGGUCUAGAUAGGCUCUCUUCGUACUCGACGCCCACCGGCACGCCGCCUCCACGACGCGACUCGUACUCGCCCGCUCCCCGAAGGGGCUAUCCAGCACCCGCGCAACCCGUGAGGCCGGGGCUGAAUCCGCGAUCGUCUUCGCUGACGCCCCUCAUAUCGCCCAAUGCUUCGACUGCGAGCCUGCCUCUAUCCGCGCGCAUGCCAAAUGGCGGGCCACGUAGGCGCCAGACAGGGGGUGUUCCGCCCAACGUGCCAGAUCCCGUACACGUGCUAGAGUCGAUUAUGGGAGGACCGCCGCGCAACUCGCCUGCCACGAACGGGGAAGACUCGACGCAUAUAUCGGAGAAGCCUGAAGUGGUAGAGGAGGAGAUUGAUUUCGGGGACCUGAGCUUGCACGAUUUCGCUGCGGCGAAGACUGCAGAGCGACAGCAGCCCACUUCUGUACAUACAUAUAGCGCGCAGUCAGUCGAAGAAUAUGACAAAGACAAAGACAAGUUUGAGGACCUUCACAAGUCGAUAUUGGCGUGCGAUGAGGUGCUCAAGUCGGUGGAAGCAAACCUGACAAACUUCCAGUCGGAUCUCGAGGCUGUGUCUGCAGAGAUAGAAUCUCUCCAGAACCGGUCCAUUGCUUUGAACACCAAACUGGAAAACCGAAAAGUGGUGGAGAAGCUCCUGGGACCGGCGGUCGAAGACAUCAGCAUAUCACCAGCUGUGGUGCGCAAGAUCGCUGAAGGUCCGGUCGAUGACGGCUUCGUGCGCGCCCUUGCAGAAGUCGAGAAACGGUCCAAGACAGUCAACGACAAGGCCAAAGAACAUCCAGACUUGAUGGCCAUAAAGGACGUCAAGCCCCUGCUGGACGAUCUCAUAAAUCGCGCCGUUGAACGAAUACGAGACUACAUAGUCGCCCAGAUCAAGGCCAUCCGUUCACCUUCCAUCAAUGCGCAGAUCAUCCAACAGCAAGCAUUCCUAAAAUACAAAGACUUGUAUUCUUUCCUCGCGAAACACCAAGCAGAGCUUGCGCAACAGAUAGCGCAGGCAUACGUGUAUACCAUGCGGUGGUACUACCUCAACCACUUCAGCCGCUAUCGAACUGCGCUCGAAAAGAUCAAAGUACAUGCUAUGGACAGGUACGAUGUUCUGGGCGAAGAUCCCAGUGCGAGAAGAGCUGGAACUCUGCUCGGUCAGUCUCGAAACGCACCAGUUGCAUACGACGCUUUCUCUCUCGGACGACGUCGCGACGCACUGAAGAGCUCCUCUGUCAAUGCCUUGCCAGCGAACGUUGCCGAGGACGAGAAGUCGCCGCAUUACCUCGAAGUCCCUUUCCGCAGCUUCAACCUCGCACUCGUCGACAACGCAUGUUUUGAGUACACGUUUAUAUCUACAUACUUCGCCCCAUCACAGAACUUCCACGCCAUUUCACGAACCUUCAACUCCAUCUUCGAGCCUACGCUAGCAGUCGGUCAAGCGGUUACAAAGUCGCUCGUGGAAGCAACAACAGACACGCUUGGUAUACUGCUGUGCGUACGACUUAACCAGCACUUCGCAUUCGAACUACAACGUAGGAAGGUGCCGACGGUGGAAGGCUAUAUUAACGCAACCAAUAUGCUACUCUGGCCACGGUUCCAGCAGGUUCUGGACAUGCAUUGCACCUCACUCCAGAAAGUCACUUCAUCUCUACCCGGCCGGCCUUCGACCGGUGCGGCGCUACUUGGCUCAAGCUCUUCCACCGCUACCUCCACAGCGCCAACACCUCUUACACAAAAGUUUGCAAACCUGCUUCAAGGCAUCCUGGCACUCUCUUCGGAAGCAGGCGACGAUGAGCCAGUCAGUGUAUCGGUGGCCAGACUGAGGAGCGAGUAUGAAGCCUACCUCACCAAGCUGAGCAAGGGUAUCAGCGAUGCACGGAAGAGGGAAAGGUUCUUGUGUAACAACUAUAGCUUGGUGUGUACGAUUUUAGCAGAUGUUGAAGGAAAGCUUUGGGAGGAGAUGAGGGCGCACUUUGAGAAGCUGAGAGAUGCUUUCGACAAAUAA
Messenger RNA from Alternaria ethzedia, 2037 nucleotides. RefSeq lists its product as uncharacterized. Gene Ontology annotation, molecular function: syntaxin binding. Lineage: Eukaryota; Fungi; Ascomycota; Dothideomycetes; Pleosporales; Pleosporaceae. Gene Ontology annotation, biological process: retrograde transport, endosome to Golgi; endocytic recycling; Golgi to vacuole transport. The record is from RefSeq and is a predicted model, not a curated record. Gene Ontology annotation, cellular component: GARP complex. The transcript is spliced from 2 exons. Bases 1 to 2037 code for a protein of 678 amino acids.